Exophiala oligosperma is the source of this 2369-nucleotide messenger RNA. RefSeq lists its product as uncharacterized. The coding region runs from base 1 to 2310 and encodes 769 amino acids. Gene Ontology annotation, cellular component: nucleus. Gene Ontology annotation, molecular function: transcription cis-regulatory region binding; DNA-binding transcription factor activity, RNA polymerase II-specific; zinc ion binding. The transcript has 3 exons. Gene Ontology annotation, biological process: positive regulation of transcription by RNA polymerase II. The record is from RefSeq and is a predicted model, not a curated record. Lineage: Eukaryota; Fungi; Ascomycota; Eurotiomycetes; Chaetothyriales; Herpotrichiellaceae.
AUGCCCCUUGCGAGGCAGCCCAAGGCGCGGUCGCGAACCUUCACCUCUUGUCUCGAGUGUAGGCGGAGAAAGGUAAAAUGCGACCUGACCGAGCCGAAUUGCAACAAUUGCCUCAGGCUGGGCUUGACGUGCCCUGGCUUUUCCAUCCAGCUACACUGGUUACCCGGAUGGCAGCCCGGUCAGCGCGACAGCAAGACCAAAGGCGCAACUGAUGGUGAUGAGGUCCGCCGAGUUCGGACGGAUAUCUUCGGUACUCGGUCCGGACUGCAAUUCUCUGAUGACCUGGUUCAGCAACUCCUACAGUCAAGUCAAUCAUUUGCCCAGGUUGAUGACGUGCUCGAGGCUUUGGAAGGUCGGAUCAGAGAAUUAGAAGUCAACUUCGACCGUCAACGGCACUGGCAGAUCAUCGAAGGCCCAUUCUCUGUCUUUUGCCCGACUCUGUCCAUGGAGUCUGGCGUCGCAAGUCAGCGGCAUGUCUCGGCCGGAUCUCCAUCACCCAGCAAUGAACUGAGCGCUGGAUUGUGGUCCUCGAACGAUGACUGGUACUCUUCAUUAUCCGACAAAGCUUUCCUGAAUGAAGUAUUCACGCCAGACUUCCUGGGAUUCGAUGCUGGAGAAACUUUUUCGAGCAUCGACAAAUCCUCAUCCCUCGGAUUCGAGCACGCUUUUCUGCCCGGUGCAUAUGGGGUUCUUUCCUCUUCUGAUGAUAAGCAUGCGUGUCUUGAUAAUGUCGUCGACAAAUACCUCAUUCCUGACCCAACAAGCGGACUGAGCAGCUUCUACGGACAUCCCUCGGCCACAUCCUUACCCAAUGGCUCGCCAUACCUCCCGUACAACGUGCGCUUCUUGUUGUCGCACUACACCAGCCAUGUCAUCGACUCAUUGUCACUUUUGCCGAACAACAAGGCUCCGUAUCGUGGAAUCCAUGUGCCGUGCGCGUUGACCGCAUAUGGCGAACUCGACAUCAUGGGGCAGUCGGGGUUCGCCCGGGUAUCACUUUUGUACAGUCUACUGUCCCUGACCUGUUACCACUUGAGCUCGCUAUACGAGUCUUCUUCUUCUACAGGCGUUCAACAAAACAACCAUCAUCAUCAUCAGUCCUCUUCAUCGGGAGCUCACCCCGAAGGGUCAUCGAAUGCACGAUACUGGGGCUCUCAAGCACUCAAAUUCCGCGACAUAGCUCGCACCGCGUUCCGUAAAUGCCUUCAAGCCAUGGUGUCCGAUCCCACGAUCAAAGUCAAAUACAAGGAGCUGUUCGUGGGUGCCAUGAGCCUUAUAUGUACUGGGAUUAUCAGUGGUGAUCCGUGGGAUGCUCGCUUCUUCAUUCUCCAGUGUGAAGAUAUUGUCAAUCGGAUCGGACGAACCAAACGAAGGUUCUCAGACAAGGCUCUCCAGCUACAUCGGAUUUUCUCCUACAUUCGAAUCAUUGAACAGACCACGUUCGUCCAGACCCGUGAUCAGUACCUGGAGACCCUCGACAAGCACGCCUUGUUCCCCGAACACGUCGAGAUGGUGAAGCAGAUUCCCCAGGACACAUUUUCGCACUCGGCCACGGUGGCAUUGAACCUCCAGACCAUGUCGGAUCUAGGCCUGACGGGACCCGAAGAAGAGACGUUUUACGAACUGUACGGUAUACCAGGCUCUUUGAUGCGCCUCAUAGCCAGGACGAACAAUCUUAUUGCAGACAUUGACCCGCCCGAACUGCACGGUACGGCUCCCCCGGCGAUGCCACCCUCGAUAGUCGCAGCGGCCGCGGCACUCGAAAAUGACAUUUGCAGGUUCCAAGUCCCCAAUGUCCGGGAUACCACGACGACGACGACAUCAUCUUCAUCAGCAGAACCGACGAGCAGUGAUGUAAUAAUCACCACCACCGACAUCGUGAACACCGAAAACAACAAUAACGCGUCACAGAUAAUGCGAUCGCACAUGGGGACGGCGAUGCACCACGCCCUGCUGGUCUAUUUUUUCCGGUUCGUGAGAGGCACCAACCCGAUCAUCCUACAGCACUACGUCGAGAGCAUCCUGAGCAACCUGGAAAGCCACCAGGCGAGCAAGGACCGCUUCUUCAUGGGCGUCCGACUCGGUACGACCGUGUGGCCGAGCUUUAUAGCGGCUUGUGAAGCCCUGGGCGAUGACCUGCGCCACCGAGCGAUUCUCUGCAUGAGGCACGCCAGUUGGGCGGGCUUCAAGAAUGCCGAAGCAGCCGAAGUCGUCGCUCGUGAAGUCUGGAGGAGGCGCGACGCCGGCGAGAAUGACGUCUCGUGGAGCACUGUCCUCCGUGAGAGUCGUACUAUCUUGCUAUUGACCUGAGAAGAUUGGUCCUUUUGUUAGGGGUGAUACCCGCGAUUGCAUCGAUACUUUGUAUAAAC